AUGCCACGACACCAACGGGGCGCGUCCACCUCGCGGACGCUUCGCGUUUGCACUGUUCAGCAUAUUGUCGGUGUCCUUUCCCUCGUGCAUGCAGUAGUGUCCCCCCUCAAGGGCCCAAAGGCGCAGGUAUCCGUAGUACCAGUGCGCUACUGCACAAAAGUCUGCAGGCACAAAUUGAAUCAUGGACACUACGGUCCGCAGGUGUCUGACAGCUCAGCAUCCAAUUUCCCAAUUCGAAAGCACGACGCAGGGGCAUUUCCCAUCUUGAAAGUCGAAAGUGAGAUCUCAUAUCCGUACUCAGUGCCUUGCGUAUUUCGCUCCAGGUCCCCAUGUCCCGUCGUGUGUCAAGUACUCAGAAGUGCUGCGCAGGAUCCUGCAUUGGAUGUUGUGGGGUCAUUGAAAGCGAAGAAGAUUCGACUUCGUUAG
Colletotrichum costaricense is the source of this 426-nucleotide messenger RNA. RefSeq lists its product as uncharacterized. NCBI's taxonomy places the organism in Eukaryota, Fungi, Ascomycota, Sordariomycetes, Glomerellales, Glomerellaceae. The transcript has a single exon. The coding region runs from base 1 to 426 and encodes 141 amino acids. The record is from RefSeq and is a predicted model, not a curated record.